Messenger RNA from Boleophthalmus pectinirostris (great blue-spotted mudskipper), 1904 nucleotides. RefSeq lists its product as uncharacterized. Lineage: Eukaryota; Metazoa; Chordata; Actinopteri; Gobiiformes; Gobiidae. Bases 1 to 1878 code for a protein of 625 amino acids. The record is from RefSeq and is a predicted model, not a curated record. Gene Ontology annotation, biological process: protein dephosphorylation; cilium assembly. Gene Ontology annotation, molecular function: protein tyrosine/serine/threonine phosphatase activity. The transcript has 13 exons.
AUGCCCACACUGACCUCGCCCGUUCCAGUGCCUCGCCCGUCCUACUCGCAGGCCCGGGAGAGUCUGGUGCGGGCCAUCCCCCCUGGGCUGCUGUGUCUGCUGGCCUGUGGGGGGGUUGGCUGCAGAUAUGAGGGGCCCGAGUGCUGGCAAUCCAACCAGCAGGCCAUCAGAGGGCUCUUCUCCUCAUGGGUAACCGAUGACAUCAUUGCAAUGGCGAGACCAUCCAAUGAUCUGAUUGAGAGAUAUAACAUCAUUGAACAAUUCAAGAAACUGAACAUCCGGUCCAUCAUCAACAUGCAGCAGCCUGGAGAGCACUGCCACUGCGGCCCUCCUCUGGACUCCAGCAGUGGCUUCACCUACUCCCCUGAGAUCUUCAUGGACAACGACAUUUACUUUUACAACUUUUGGAUGCCAGACUUUGGGGUGUCCUCUCUGGUCAGUAUCAUCGAUGGAGUGAAGGUUUUGACUUUCGCAGUGAGAGAGGGAAGAGUAGCUGUGCACUGUCAUGCUGGUCUGGGCAGAACAGGAGUGCUGAUCGCCUGUUACCUCAUCUACACCCUGCGCAUCAGUCCAAGUGAGGCAGUGCAUUUUGUGCGGGUCAAACGCCCUCGCUCCAUCCAGACGCGGGCGCAGAUUGGGCAGGUGUUUGACUUUGCCCGCCUCCUGGGCACUCAGCUGGUGCAGUACCCAGACCUGAGCCUCCGACACGGGGCACCCUUCACCCUCCAGCACUACCUCAACAGACAGGCCCUGCUACUGCAUGGACAGGAGGCACGCGCUCUCCGGUACAUGCCCAAGGUGUUGUACCUGCUGUGCUUGCGCCUCUCCUGCCUGGCUCUGGGCCUCCCUGCCCCUCUGGAGGUCCACUCUGAGCUGGAGAAGCGCUCAUCUAUUCGUACCCUGAGCAGAGCAGUGCGGGACACCCUGGUCUCCCGACAGUUCCUUCCCUUGGUGCAUGCAGGGCAGCUGGGAGGCUGUGGGGGGAGUAAGGGGAGGGCCGGGCCUGUGUGCUCCUGGGAUGAGCCUCUGGGGUUUCUCCAGAGGAAGAGAGCGCUCCUACAGGAAAAACGCAGCUACAGUGACUCUGACCUCACCAGGAUCACACUCACUCAGGACACAGAGCUAGGCCUGUACUGCUGUGCUGCUGUGGGACAUGAGAUGAGCUGGUGUGUCCAGGACCUUAGACCUGUUCAGAACCAGAACUUGAUCAGAACCAUCCACAGGCCUCCUCCAAGGACCUGUCCCAAACGCUCCACCUACUCAGCCAAGAGAAUGCUCAUGAAAUUCACCUCCACCUCUGAGGUCAUUCAUGUUUUAAUAUGUCACAUCACCUUCGUAAAAAUUUAUAGGAGGCUGUACAUUCAUAUGUCUGGGACUCCUCAGCACACAGCCCCCAGUGCUGUGAGCCGAGCUGUGGCUAAGGCCUUGGCAGACCCUGGGCCUGCUGGAGAGAGUGUUCUGCAGAGGUCCUCCCUGCUCCAGGAGGAGCUGAACAGCAGUGAGUGUGGAUGGGCUCUUCUGGUCACUGAGUGUGACCCUCAUGUCCUCAGCUGUCUCCUGUGGACCUGGCUCGAAAAGCUCAGGGACCCCGUGUUAAAUGCAGAUGACAUCAUCAAACUAUGCAGCAUCUCCAACAACAACAGUCCUAUCUCUGAGCUCAAGAAGGCCCAGAAACACACAGUCCAGUGUCUACUGCGCUGUGUGGCCACAGUGUCUUCUCUGUGUCCUCACAAAGAGGAUGCUCUGCUGCAGCGACUGCUCCGGGCUCUCACCAGGUCUCCUCUGUGUGAAGUGAAAGGAGCUGACAUUCUGAUGGCAGUUUUCAGGGCAGCCCUCAGAGAAACCUUUUGUAACCACAAGAACAUCUCCAGAACCUGAGGAGUCAAGACAUGCACCAUUUAGUU